AUGCAUCUUGCGGUUAUUUUUCGCGUUAUCGGUACGCUCCUGACGUUUUUCAGUUUCACCUUUCUAAUCCCGGGCCUGUUGGGUCUGGCCUAUGGUGAGAACACGACCACUACUUUCGGUUUAGCGUUCAUCAUCACCCUCGUGGUUGGUCUGGCUUUGUGGCUGCCCCUACGCGGCAACCGUGAAUUGCGCGGCGGCGAUGGCUUUCUGAUCACCGCUUUGUUCUAUAUCGGCCUGGGUCUGUUUGGCGCAAUCCCUCUAUAUUUUGCCGACUCCACCAACUUGAGCUUCACAGACGCUGCGUUCGAGUCCAUGUCUGGUUUAACCACAACCGGCGCAACGGUGAUCACCGGCCUUGAUGAAUUGCCCAAGUCCCUGCUCAUUUAUCGACAGUUACUGCAGUGGCUGGGUGGCAUGGGCAUCAUUGUUCUGGCGGUCGCCAUAUUCCCGAUGUUGGGCAUCGGUGGCAUGCAGUUGUAUCGAACUGAAUCACCAGGACCGCUGAAAGAUAACAAACUGACGCCACGCAUCACCGAAACCGCAAAAGCGUUGUGGUACAUCUAUCUGAGCCUGACCAUCGCCUGUGGCUUGGCUUAUUGGGCCGCUGGCAUGACGCCGUUUGAUGCCAUCAGCCACAGCUUUUCCACGGUGGCUAUUGGCGGCUUCUCAACCCACGAUGCCAGCAUGGGCUACUUCGCGAGCCCAUUAAUCGAAUCUGUGGCAAUUGUUUUCAUGCUGCUCUCAGGCAUCAACUUCGGUCUGCACUUCCUCGUAUGGCGCAGGCGCAACCCAUUACACUAUUUUCAGGACGCAGAAGUAAAAACCUACCUGGCCGUGCUGGCCACCGUCGCCGCUAUUGUCAUCUGGGUGUUGUACAGACAUCCGUUGCCCGGUGUCUCGCCGAUCCGUGACGGAUUGUUUCAAACCAUCUCUGUUGCAACCACUACCGGUUUCACUACCCAGAACUUCAGUUUGUGGCCUUCAGUCACCCCCAUACUUUUAUUGUUAGCCGCAUUUGCAGGCGGUUGCGCUGGAUCGACUGCUGGUGGCAUCAAGAUGAUUAGGGUGCUGAUGAUUUAUCUGCAGGGCAUGCGCGAAGUUAAGCGCCUGAUUCAUCCCAACGGCGUCUUCCCAAUCAAACUCAACAAUGCGCCGGUUUCAGAUCGCCUGAUACAAGCGGUCUGGAGUUUUUUCAGCGUUUAUGUGAUCGUCUUUCUGCUGAUGGUCACCGCUGUUAUGUUGAUUGGCGACCUCGAUUUUGUCACUGCUUUUUCUGCCGUUGGGGCAAGCUUGAAUAAUCUUGGCCCGGGUCUGGGCGACGUUGCGCUGAAUUACGCAAGUCUACCGGCAUCCGUUAAGUGGCUACUGAUGUUUACCAUGAUGCUGGGGCGGCUGGAAAUAUUUACCUUGCUGGUUCUGCUGACACCCGCCUACUGGCGCCGAUAA
Messenger RNA from Symbiodinium necroappetens, 1446 nucleotides. NCBI's taxonomy places the organism in Eukaryota, Dinophyceae, Suessiales, Symbiodiniaceae. The record is from the annotation of a GenBank genome assembly.